Molecule: messenger RNA, 5067 nt
Organism: Anthostomella pinea
Lineage: Eukaryota; Fungi; Ascomycota; Sordariomycetes; Xylariales; Xylariaceae
Source: the annotation of a GenBank genome assembly
AUGCCCUCUCACUCCCCUUCUCCGCCCAUAGCGAGGGUGCUCUUGGUGGCAAUCCUCUUCGCCUUCGCCUUCCUCGUCUCGGCAUCAGUCUCCUCAAACACUACUACGGAACCGUCUCUCGAAAAACGGCACUCUUCGCUCGACGUGGGUGAACUUGAACUGCCUGAUACUCUCAACACAUCCGGAACAGAGACAGACCAUGAUCUUGAGAAAAGAGGUCUUAUAAUGGGUGGUCUGACGCACGUCGUGAACCACAUAUUCGGAUCCAUUAAUCCAGGAGCAGCAGAUGCACUGGUUGCCAAGGUCACGGGUGAUGUCGAUGGCGUGCUUGCUGCCCUCCCCCUACCGAGCGUUGAACCGUCUUCGGGCGUGCCUCUAUUCACCAUUGGCCAGCCUACAAUGCCUCUGACAGCCCAACCUCAAUCGACUGGUGUUGAACUAGGCAAUCUCGCAGACAGGCUUGGGGGCCUUCUCAACGGCAUCCUGCCAGAGGAAGCAGCGGGCAUCAUCAAUUCAAUCACUGCGGAGGCUCUGAACGUCGUCGCUGCUGUCCAGGCCGUAGAGACAAGUGUUGCAGUACUGGGAAACGAAGUUGCCAGCAACGAGGUUCCACCACAGAACGCCCUCGACGCGAUAGGAGGGCUCAUCAGCGGCUUGGAUUCGCAGAUCCUCCACAUUGUUGAUGACAUCACUGGCCCUUUGACUUCGGCCAUCCCAAUACCAGUAGUGUCCGAACUCGCUGCGGCGAUCAAGGACGAGCUCGGUAACGUUGCUGGGAUCGUCGAUAAUCUGGUGCCGGAAGUCGGUCAACUGAUCGAACAGAACGUCUGUGGCCUUACCGCCCUAGUCGACGGCGUCCUCAAUACCGUCGCCGGCCUCUGUGAUGGCAUGUCUUCUGCUGUCUCCGAGGCUUCUACCGAGGCAACAUCUCCUGCUUCCAAUACGGCUGCUCCCAUGACUGUUGAACCGGCUCCUUCAAGCACCGCACUACCCGGCUCGGUGGACACGACUGCGGGUGGUACAACCGCUGCUGCCACUUCUGCUUCGCCGACAUUGCCCCUUUCGACGGGACCUAGCACUGGCGGCCAGGGCGCGGCCUCGACUACGCCUAACGUUGGUGGCAGUCCGACCACGCAAUCGAAUGCUCAGAACACCCAAGGCUCGAUCUCACCUGCCUCGUCUGCAGGUGGCGGUACAUUCCCCUUACCGUUACCCAGCGCUUUUUCUACUUCUGGUGGUGGUGGUACAUUCCCGCUGUCCAGCGCUUCUUCUCCCUCUGGAGGUGGUGGCACUUUCCCUCUAUCGACCGCUUCUUCACCCUCAGGAGGUGGCGGUACAUUUCCACUAUCCAGCGCUUCUUCUCCCUCAGGAGGUAGUGGUACAUUCCCGCUAUCCAGCGCUUCUUCUCCCUCUGGAGGUGGUGGCACUUUCCCUCUAUCGACCGCUUCUUCACCCUCAGGAGGUGGCGGUACAUUUCCACUAUCCAGCGCUUCUUCUCCCUCAGGAGGGGCCGGCACUUUCCCUUUGACGACGAGUGGUCCAUCUAAUGGUCAAUCUCCUGCUACUGGUGGUGGCGGCACAUUCCCUCUGUCGAGCUCGUCAAAUGCCCAGUCUCUUGCUACUGGAUCUUCUUCUGCUCCCACUGGAGGCGGCGGUACGUUCCCUCUAUCGACCUCGUCAAAUGGUCAGUCUUUUGCUACUGGAUCUUCUUCUGCCCCCACCGGAGGCGGCGGCACAUUCCCUCUAUCGAGUUCAUCGAAUGCCCAGUCUCUUACUACUGGGUCUGUUUCCACUCCCACUGGAGGUAGUUACACAUUUGCCCUUUCAAGUGCUUCGUCAAGCGGUCCGUCGAAUGGUCAAUCUCCUGCUGCCGGGUCUGCUUCUGCUCCCACGGGAGGCGGCGGUACAUCCCCCCUGUCGAGUGGUUCGUCGAGUGGUUCGUCCAACGGCCAGUCUCCUGCUACCGGGGGUGCGUCCGCUCCCACUGGAGGUGGUGGUACAUCCCCUCUAUCGAGCUCGUCAAAUGGCCAGUCUGUUACUACUGGGUUUGCUUCUGCUCCGGCUGGGGGUAGUUAUACAUUUUCUCUUCCCAGUGGUUCGUCAAAUGGUCCGUCGAAUAGUCAGUCUCCUGCUACAGGGUCUGCUUCUGCUCCCACCGGAGGUGUUGGUGCAUCCGCCCUUUCGAGUGGCUCGUCGAAUGGCCAGUCUCCUGCCACGGGAGGUGCCUCUUCUCCCACCGGAGCUGGUGAUACAUCCCCUCUGUCGAGUAGUUCGUCAAAUGGGCAAUCGCCGGCUACUGGAGGUGGUGGUGCAUCCCCUCUUUCGAGUGGUCCGUCCAACGGCCAGUCUCCUGCUACUUCAGGAUCAUCCCAGGCGAAUCCACAAGGUACAAACGGUCAGACGUCGGCUGUGCCCAACGCAGGUGGUACUGGUCAGUCAACGACGCCUAACACUGGUGGUAACGGUCAACCACCUAGUGCAUCUAAUGCUGCCGGUUCUGCGACACCAGGCGCCGCCACACCUACGGGUGCAUCGCCUACCGCAUUGAGUUCUCUUCCUUCCAUGACUGAUUCUGCACAGCCACGCGUCGUCGGGACGGCCACAGCAACUGGUGGUGGGGGUCCACAAACCUGCAACUGUCCCAAUGCUAGCUCUCCUGCUCCCUCGGGGAACCCGGGUGCUCAAGGUCCAUGCCCCGGCUCUGGCUACACUUGUGAUGAUUGCCUCGACGGGUGGUUCUGUCCACCACCGCAAACACCUGCGCAAGCAGCUCCGUGUGGUUACGGCUGGCCAUGUGCUCAUUGUGAUGGAGGUUGGUUCUGUGUCCCUAUGCCGACUCCUGCUCCUGGCACCUGUGCAGGUUCCAGCGGGCCAACAAGCAAUAGCCCUGGAACUAUCACAUCUUCGAUCCCUUCAUCCACCGUUACUAUAUCGCAACCCGGCCCCACCUCGCCACCGGGAGGUUCUGGAUCAAACUCACCACCACCAGUGACUCCUCAGAAAGCUUCAAACUGGGGUUAUUGCGGCUGCUGGAAUGAUCAACCAAACCAGAGAGCAUUAGGCGGAGACAACCGCGAUCUCGGCCCGCUCACCAAUCAAGACUGCGUACAGCACUGUAUGGGGCAGGGCUUCGUCAUGGCAGGUACGGAGAACGGCAACAGCUGCUACUGCGGUAACUUCUUGAACGGCACUGAGAGGGUCGAUGACAGCGUUUGCUCUGUACCCUGUUCGGGCGACAGCACACAAGCAUGUGGCGGUCCAAGUGCGCUCAGCUGCUGGAGCCAUAGCGGUGAGGCGUAUGGCUGGGCCAGUGCAGGGCCUCAGCCACUGGCUCCUACUGUCUCGCCUCCCACGGUAGCGUCACUGUUCAUCGGCGGCGUCGAGGAGACGGUGAUUACAACUCCGGCCAUCGUCUGGCCUGCGGGUGAUGAGAACGUGGCAGGGCUCCUCAGCAUCUAUGGACCACCUUCGCAACAACCGGAUGGUGACUUGCCGAGUGGUAUGAGUUUCCCUACACCGGUUGAUUCCACUGCCACCCCCCUGAACCCUCCGGGUGGCAACCCGACUUCAAUGCAGCCGUCAGUUACCUCUCCGCCUUCACCCGGUCAAGGAAGCCCACCGGGCGCAACAAGUCCAGAAAGCGGCGGUGGUACGGGCCCCAGCAACUUUGGCACAUCGAGAACGGCUCCUCGAGGCGGUACUGGUGCUGGAACAACCCCCGGCGGUGACACGACAGCCCCAUUGACAACUACCAGUGGUACUGUGCCGACCCCCAAUGGAAGCACUUCUCCCACAAGUGCCAUCAAUACGACUCCUGGGACGAGCUCAAACUCAUCUCCGAAUGGUAACGGUGGUGCUGCACCUGGACAAGGGACUACUCCCAACUCGAGUCUGAGCGGUGGAACGAGUUCUCCUCUUACAACGCCAACAUCGAAUACCAAUACUUCCCCAAUUACCCCAGGCGGCAACGGUCCAACUACCCCUGGAGUCAGUAUCCCAACGAGCCCUGGAGCCGGCGUCCCGACUUCACCUGGAGCCAGCGCCCAAACUUCCCCUGGAGCCAGUGGCCCGACUUCUCCUGGAGCCGGUUCUCAGAUUUCUCCUGGAGCCGGUGGCCCGACUUCUCCUGGAGCGAGCGCCCCGACUUCUCCUGGAGCCGGCACCCCAACUACACCUGGGGGAAGCUCAACCUCUACUCCCAAAAGUGCUGGCGGCACUGCAACUGGUCAAGGCAGUCCUCCCAACUCGACACCUUCAGGAGGAAUCACAAACCCGUCGACCACGACUCCUGGCAAUGACAUUAACCCGAGCGCCACUCCGACCAACAACGGUGGCAGUCCGGGAGGGCCUCUGGGUGGUGGCCCGCCGGGCCAAGGCCAGUCACCGUCAAACAGUGGAAACCCUGGACCAUCCCCUACUGGCAACGGUGGCAGCUCAUGCACAGCAGGUUCCAACGACCCAUCAUGCACCAACCCUGCCGGUGGUGGCCAGGGCCAGUCACCGUCGAACAAUGGAAACCCUGGACCAUCCCCUACUGGCAACGGUGGCAGCUCAUGCACAGCAGGUUCCAACGAUCCAUCGUGCACCAACCCUGGUGGUGGUGCAAGUGGUCUGACUCCUUCGUCUCCGGGGCAAGGCACGGCUACAACGCCGAAUGGACCAUCUACAAGUCCGGCCGGUAACGGUGCCGGUGGUAUGGCACCAGGUCAACAGAGUCCAAGCUCGAGCCCAACGGCCACGACUUCAGGCCCAUCCACUACAUCGAGCCCGAAUGGUGCCGGCGGGGCAGCACCAGUUCCCUUGACGACGGCCCCCCAGGCAUCUUUUACCUUUCCACCUGGUGUCGUUCCAUACGGCCCCCCGUUGAUGACCACAUUGGCAUCGAUGAUUGCUUGGAAAUUACCCGAUGGUGAGCAAGGCAGCCCAACAAUGCUUCAUCACGACUUGAAAUACAUCGAGGAAGAUACGCGCGGGAUGCCCUACCUCGAGGAAACUUCUACUACCGCCGCUCCCAUGUCCAUGUGGCAUGCAAGAUGGGACCGGAUGCGACCUGUCCCUGUGUGGUAG